Neurospora crassa OR74A is the source of this 651-nucleotide messenger RNA. RefSeq lists its product as hypothetical. Lineage: Eukaryota; Fungi; Ascomycota; Sordariomycetes; Sordariales; Sordariaceae. The record is from RefSeq and is a predicted model, not a curated record. The coding region runs from base 1 to 651 and encodes 216 amino acids. The transcript is spliced from 2 exons.
AUGUUCACUCUAUAUCGUUCCGUCGUUCGGUCUCUUCAGGCCUCGACCCCCUCCGCCGAUAUGACGGCGCACACAAGCACCCCGUCCAUAUCCCAAAAGCACAACCAAGCGGGCUACAGGAAGCCAACCGUCGAGGAUUUUGACGAGAAAGAAGAGGAGGUGCAUGUCGAACGUCGAACGGACGCUGGCACUUCUGACAAAUACGACCUGUCAGAAAAGGGAGACUACUUCGCUUCCGAGUUUGACUUGAGCCCACGCGGCUCGGACACCACGGGUCGAGAUUCGGAGCAGGAUGAGCCGGAGGAGGAGGAGAAGAAGAAGAACAGGGAAGACGAGAAGAGGCGGAUGAUGAAGGAGCAGGCCGAAGAAUUUUUGCGAGCUGCCCCCGAGGGAACAAGCGCGAGGGUGCGGGAACUGAUGGAGAAGCUGGCGAGGGGGGAGGAAGUUGAGGAUUCGGAGGAAGAUUUGAAGACAGAAUCCGAGGACGAGAAAUCCGAUGACGACAUGGACCAAUGGGAGGCAAAGACCAAGAUGGCGAAGGAGGUGAAGAGGAGACAUGAGGAGGAGUUGAUCAAGUAUUGGCUAGCAAAACUCACCAAGGAAGACUGGGAGUAUGCGGAGGAGGAAAUCGAGGACAUGAUCAGGAUAUAG